GGGGGGGGUGUGGGAGGGAGGGGGGGGGAGAGAGCGAGACGGGCACUGGGCUGGUGGGCUGGAGGCGCUGGGCUGACGCUGGUUUAAUGCUAGCGGGCCAGGGAGCGACCGCCUCAGUGCCGGCAGUGGCGUCGUCGUCAACAGACACCUGAGAGGGGAGGCGAGGGGGAGGCGAUGGCGUCCACGGGCAUGCAGAUCUUCGGCUUCGUCCUGGCGCUGCUGGGCAUCAUGGGCGCUAUGGUGGCCACCGUGCUGCCCAACUGGAAGGUGAGCGCCGACGUAGGCUCCAACAUCAUCACGGCCAUCUCCCAGAUGCAGGGCCUGUGGAUGGACUGCACCUGGUACAGCACCGGCAUGUUCAGCUGCACGCUCAAGUACUCGGUGCUGUCACUGCCCGCCUACCUGCAGACGGCGCGCACCACCAUGGUGCUCUGCUGCGUCAUGGCCGCCAUGGGCCUCUGCCUGGCGUCCCUGGGGCUCAAGUGCACCCGCUGGGGGGGCGGGCGCCGCUCCAAGAGGCACGCCGCCAUCGCCAGCGGCGGCUGCUUCAUGGCCGCCGGCUUCCUGUGCCUGGUGCCGGCGUCCUGGUUCACCAACGAGGUCAUCACCAACUUCCUGGACUCCAACGUGCCGGAGAGCAACAAGUUUGAGCCCGGGGGCGCCGUGUACGUGGCCUUCGUGUCGGCGGGCUUCCUGCUGGUGGGGGGCUCCGUGUUCUGCCUGUCCUGCUCGGGGAAGAGGCACGGGCUGCAGGACAUGGUGCUGCUGCCGCCGCCCGACAAGCUGCUGCUCCAUCAGCAGCUGCUCCAGCAGCAGCACCAGCAGGAGCUCCAGCACCAGUACUGCUCCCUCUCCCCCCUGGACAACAAGACGGGCUACAGCCUGCAGGACUAUGUGUGAGAGCGCCACACGCAGACACACACACACACACACACACGGAGCGCGUGGCCACGGCAAAUGGGAGGAGAGGGUUCAAGAGAGACAACGGAUGAUAUGGAUCAGACCUGGCUUUAUUCCAAACAGAGGUAGAGAAGAGGGGGAAGGGGGGAAGGAAGGCUCAUCGGCUUUGCAUCCCUCCAGCCCUCUUUCUGUAUCGCCCCAAUCCUUUUUUUCUUGUUCUGCAAAGCACAAAUGGCCCGUGGAGGAAUUCCCCGAGCAAGUGUGGCGUUAACAGACAGAUGGGGGAAAACGUGCGAGACGCGAAGGAUAGCGUUGCAUUGCAGACUCGGAGAGAAGCCUACAAAAAACACACCCGGGCUUCAUCUGGAAAACCCCGGGAGAGGAGCGGGUUCCCCAGGGAUUUGGAUUAAGCAGAUAAGGAAGUGGUCUGUGUCGAUUUUUGUAACUUUAUUUUUUAUUUUUUUUAACCUUGGCCAAAAGGUUUGAAUAAAUAGGAAAAGCAAUCAUUUAGCUGCUAGUCACAAUCGUUUGGUAGCCUCCCAUUCGGCAAACUGCAAUACCAUGCCUCCUAGGAGGCAGCAUUAGGGGGGGAAACCCUUUCAUAGCAAGCCAUCAUAGUUUCUCCUCAUAUGCCCUUCCACUAGAAUGCAAUGUGGAGAAGAUUGAUAUUAAUAAAUAGUCAUAUUUUUGUUAGCUAAUAAUAGAAUGAUGUUGAUAUUUUGCCUCUAAAAGCAUGCCGUGUGGAGCCUGUCGGUGUAUUAAUGCAGCGGAAUGCCUGGUCGAAGAGACAUAGCCACACAAUGCCUGUGCCUGUAAAAGCUGUAGAAACAUUUCACCUGCAAACCGUGUUCAAAAGGGAGGCGCAGACAGAGGUUGCUGGGCUGAGCUGGAGGGGAGACUGAUGUAGACAAACGGCUGGCCAGUCCCCCACCCCACCCAGCAGGUAGAAAUAUAUGAGGGAGGGAGGAAAUUGACAGUCACCUAAAUCCUCCAGCAGACUGGACUCUGCCAUGUUGCCUUCCAUUUGCAAUUCAUCCGAUGAUUCAUCCAUCCAACAUCCCUGUUCAGCACUAACGAAAUAGCCCCAGCAAUCAGAACUGGUAGACAAACUAGCAUGUUCAUGUUCACACCCACGAACAAUGUGCAGCCAGUAGACACACACAAAAUUGCACACUUAAGUGGGCACCCACAUAAAAACCCCAACCAGGGUUGUUUCCGCCCCCAUCCCCUCACCCUUCCAUCUCCCCAAUUUUGCAUGUGUUUUCACCUUCGCCAUCUGCCUUCUCAGCACCAUGGAAACAGAAUCCAGCACCCUGUGUGUGUGUGUGUGUGUGUGUGUGUGUGUGUGUGUGUGUGUGUGUGUGUGUGUGUGUGUGUGUGUGUGUGUGUGUGGACUCACACACCACUACUUCCACCAAUCCCAUUCAUUAGCCAGUGAAAAGAGAGACCAGUGUUUUGUUUUUUACACACACACUGUAUGAAAGCAUAAAUAAAUGAAAUUUGAAAAAAGGGAGGAAAAUAGAAAGAGCCUUGAGUCGUGGCAGGAUGGCAGCUAAAAAGGUUUGAGUCAUUCUCCAUAUGUGACUUGUUUUCCAAGUGCGUCAGCACUGCGCAUACUCGCGGCUGGUCUGCACCUGCAGAAAAGAACCAGGCUUCUUAAGUUGCAGUUGCUUGGCUAUGCCAUCAUUCUGCUUAUGCCCGUUGUUUUUCUUUUGUCCUUCCUUCCUCCAAAUUCCUCUUCCGGACUCAGUCUUGCUCAUUGUGUUUCGUGCACUGGUAGAUGUGAUCCUAUCAAAACAUAGAUGUAUGCUUAAAGCAUGCCUCCUCUCCGGAGACAUAACACACACACACACACACACACGCAUCUUAUGAUUCACACCUCCUCAUAUGUCAAUAAUACCGUUACACAUUCACACUCAUGGUUCCACUUGUGUCUCAUGAUUUCUGGGAAAAGUGUGAUGGAAGGGGUGGUGAAAGCAUCAUUCCAGAAACUGCUACUUUUCUGAGACAAACAUAACAUACUCUCGCCAUUCCCUUUCUUUGUCUCCCUCUCUCUCUCAUAAACAUGCCGCCUCUUGAGGGAGGAACAGAUGGCUAAGUUCGCCACCUGCAGGCUGCUUCAAGCACGCCAGGGGGGUGGGGGGGGGUCUCUGUGGGGAUGGAUGCGGGGAGCCCUACCCCGCCCUGACUAGCUGUCAUGUGGCCGGCCGACAGCCAACAGAAGUGGCAUCCUGACAGUAGCUCACUGCCCAGGGGCCGCGACCGAUGCAAUAAACAAUAAAAACAAUGUGCCAUGUCUGUCGACCAAAACAGACACUUAAUGCGUUUCAAGAAUGUGCCAAAUCGUGUCAUUGACGUUUAAUAAUUUACGGACUUCCGUUAACCUUUUUACUACAUCGUUUUUGACAAAUGAUAUAUACAUUGGCCAAUAUUGUAUGGAUCUUUGAUUAGUUCUGCCAGAAUAAGAUUUGUGUCAACUAGUUACUUGUGUACAGUCAGAAGAAGCAGCCAAUGCUUGUCAUUUUUUUUGAUCAAAAGCACAGCCUAAUCAGAAAAGAAUAUCCCUUUUUCACAGCUGUGUAGGACACAGUCAUUUCAUACAAGACAUUUUUGUUAAGAAUGUAAAAUGUACAAAUAUUCCAUUUACUGUUUGUUGUUUGGCAGCAGAUCACUGUACACAAGUAUCUAGGCCAGUGGGAUGUAAUGGUUCUCUUUAAGGUAUCAUUCCUCCAUUUUGUUUCAAUAAAUGAUACAACGUCCAUGUCAUAUCUUCUUUAUAAGAAGACUGCUCGUUGCACCUCCACUUGUGGUACAUUGUUUGACAGCAGUUUGUUCCAAGUGUAUGAGCAGAUCAUUUCAAGCUCUCUGGACCGGUACAAAUGUACAUACCAUAAUUGGCAGGCUGUAAAAAAAAAAAAAAUGAAAAUAUGUGAUCUAUUUCUGUCCGAUAAGAUUUCAGCAAAGCGAUCGUGAGCUGUAGAAGUCCCCGUUUUUCUGUGGCUGUGCAGCCUGGUCUUCAGUGCACCAUUUGAUUUGCUUAAGAAAACAAAAAAAUACAUGCCCGGAUUAACUGGACCUUAAAAAGCUGCAGCUUCGCCCACAUAAACCAAGACGAGAAUGAUUAUUUUUUGACAAUUGCAGUGUAUUGUUUUGGUGGAUGCUUUUGCACUUAUACUUUGCCGGAGAGUAUUUACGGUGAUCCAACAGUUCACAAGUUCUGGUACCGUCUCAGUGUGCUUGUGCAAGUAGUUCUAUUUUUUACCAAUAAAACUAUUUUGUGGGAGCAAUAUG
This is a messenger RNA of Gadus chalcogrammus (walleye pollock), 4191 nucleotides long. RefSeq names its product claudin-20. NCBI's taxonomy places the organism in Eukaryota, Metazoa, Chordata, Actinopteri, Gadiformes, Gadidae. Gene Ontology annotation, biological process: cell adhesion; bicellular tight junction assembly. The record is from RefSeq and is a predicted model, not a curated record. The transcript has a single exon. Gene Ontology annotation, molecular function: structural molecule activity. Gene Ontology annotation, cellular component: bicellular tight junction; plasma membrane. The coding region runs from base 175 to 900 and encodes 241 amino acids.